GCCACGCCAUAUAUCAGAGGAGGACAGAGUCAUGAUGUGCCGCCGUCUGCCCAUUAUUCCCCGCUAUGUAUUCCUAUAUAUCCUCAACUGGUUCAACACGUACAUAGCAACAAUACGUAGCAAACCUGUCAACCAGUAUCGUCACGAAACGACCUGGUCAUCGAUGGGUGUACCCUGUGUGACCUUCAGGAAAACUGUGUGACUUUCAUGAGCAUCUGUUGUCCGACAUGCAUACUAUGUAACUUUCAGAAAAUGUGUGUGACCUUCAUGAAAACUGUGUGAUCUUGAUAACCCUCAUGUAUACAUAUGUACCACGUGACUUACAGGAGACCCGUGUGACGUUCAUCGCCUGGCUGACUUUCAUGAACACUGUGACCUUUAUAGAUAAUUGUUUGCUGACAUACCCGUUGCUAUGGAGGACCGAGGACGUUCAAAAAUGGCUGGAAUGGAUCGUUCGAGAGUACAACAUGAAACAGGUAAACAUGGACUACUUCCGGUGUCUAGAUGGGAAACAUCUCUGCUGUCUGACACGGGAACUAUGGUGUAAACUUGUCGGCCACCAGCACGCGGAUGUCUUCAUGGAAAGUAUCCGCUACCUAAGACAGAAUAGAGUAUUUAUACCGGACAGUCCUACCUACAAAUCCAAGCCCGAGGGUUACAGCACCCGACCCCCGUAUAAACCGGGCACGUGCGAGUUCUGGCCCCAGCCGUAUCGAUCGCCUACCAUCGACUUCCGGCCGGGUACCGACAGUGAUCCAUACAAACUAUUCAGUAACGUUUGUCGGAAACUCUGUCACUCCGGUUCCGGUCAGAUUCAAUUAUGGCAGUUCCUCCUCGAACUCCUUUCCUCCAGUUCCAACGCUGACUGCAUCACAUGGGAUGGAACGGAUGGUGAAUUCAAGCUUGUAGACCCGGAUGAAGUCGCGCGCAGAUGGGGAGACCGGAAGUCAAAACCCAAUAUGAAUUAUGACAAACUGAGUCGGGCAAUCCGUUAUUACUAUGAUAAACAUAUCAUGAGUAAAAUUCAUGGAAAACGUUACACGUACAAAUUCAAUUUUAACAGUCUUUCAAAUAUACUGCAAACACAAGAGUCGGAGUUUGUAAAUUCACAAGGAUUUUUCACAUCAAGUGUAAACCAAAACAGGACUUCACGCAGUUUACCUCAAGGAUUCUUGGAAUACACAUGCCCGGGAAAAUUCAUAAACUCUCUACCUCACGGAAGUCUCAACCAACCGGAGAUAAAUCAUUGUUAGAUGCCCCGAAAAAAUGGUUUAAAUUAUAAUAUGUAUAUAUAAUAUGUGACAUUUCAUUUUAUAUCUGUCAUUAUAAACAACAAGAAUAUCUUGCAGGCAGAAGCGUUCAAACCGAAAUGGAUAAACGGAAGUUCUUUGAAGUAUAAUAUUUGUUUAAAAUGUUGAACAGUCUAACUUAAAAAAGUGCGCCUUACAUCUGGUAGUUUAUGCAAUAGAAAUAUUAUUUUAUAUCUAAACCAGGAAUUAGGAAAUCGUAUGAGGCAAAAAUAAAAAGUGAGCAACCUCUUCGCACAGAUUUAAAUAAUGAUGUUAAUUAUGACAAACGUAGCUUUCAGAUUUUUUCCUUUAAAUGUUUAUUUUUUAGAUUAUUCUUGUUAUGUAUUUAUGUUCAUGAUGAUGAUUAACUCAAAUUUAAUGAUGAAUUUAUCACGACGCAAAUCAACUCUAUAUAUAUGUAUGGUAUGAUCAGCAACACCUGAAUAUGAGAUGACAGGGGAAUAGCAGGGUUUUAGACUUUUUUAUAUAGUUCUAUUAGCCUUAUAAAUUGAUCUUAGUAUAUUACAAAAUGUCGCCUGGUAUUGCGUGUACAUGCACACAUAUGCUAUUAUGUAUAUGCGAGAAUGUAAUAGAUGUGUGUGAUUGCAUGUGUAAGGAAUUGUGUG
This is a messenger RNA of Mizuhopecten yessoensis (Yesso scallop), 1915 nucleotides long. RefSeq names its product transcriptional regulator ERG-like. Bases 297 to 1253 code for a protein of 318 amino acids. Gene Ontology annotation, molecular function: sequence-specific DNA binding; DNA-binding transcription factor activity, RNA polymerase II-specific. Lineage: Eukaryota; Metazoa; Mollusca; Bivalvia; Pectinida; Pectinidae. Gene Ontology annotation, cellular component: nucleus. Gene Ontology annotation, biological process: cell differentiation; regulation of transcription by RNA polymerase II. The record is from RefSeq and is a predicted model, not a curated record. The transcript is spliced from 5 exons.